Molecule: messenger RNA, 3376 nt
Organism: Acromyrmex echinatior (Panamanian leafcutter ant)
Lineage: Eukaryota; Metazoa; Arthropoda; Insecta; Hymenoptera; Formicidae
Product: protein Star
Biological process (GO): endosomal transport; endoplasmic reticulum to Golgi vesicle-mediated transport
Cellular component (GO): endoplasmic reticulum membrane; plasma membrane; late endosome membrane
Source: RefSeq, a predicted model, not a curated record
CGUCGCCGUCGCCGACGUCGUCGCUGCAAUGCGACAUUCGACCAUAAUAUACACGACACACACGCUUUCUCGGCCGCCACAAGCGUGCGGAACGCUCAUCGUGAGCUCGUCUGUCGCGCCGCGCCGCGUCUCCCGUCUAUCUCUUUGUUCCCGCCCGUCUCUUGCGUACGGUCGUUGUCUCUCGCUCGAAUCGAUACAUAUAUAUACACAUAUAUAUGUAAUUCGAUGUCGAUCGACGAAGAAGUCGGCGACCGAGGAGACAGAAGGAGCGAAUCGCGCCGGCAGUCAGCGAGCCGAUACGAUUCCGCCGUCGUCUCUGACCGUCUCUGUGGAUCCCCUCUAUCCGUCGGGAAUUCGCCGGGGAAUCCCCGCGGCAGUGGUCCCGAGUGCAUUCCAGCAGGGGAAAAUAUUCCGAGGCGAAAGAAAUUCGGCCGGUGAGGAAUUCUUUGCGGGACGGAUCGCUUCGUGCCUGCAUCGAAUAUCCGAUUGAUUUCAGUGACAGCGAUUGUCCUUCAGCGAUUUCCGUUCGCGUAGCCGAGGGAGAAAAGCGGGUCGAUUCAUCGAAUAUUUCAUGGAAUGUCAAUCACGCGGAGAAUUCCGCUCGUGUCGACAAACACGUGGAAGAUCUUCGAGGCGGCGUCGUUGCAAUAAAUACAUGGGUGAGAGCAAAGGAGAAAGAUCCAGAGAAGGGAACCGCAGUGAAUAUAACUACUUCAAGGGCUCGGUUCUAUAAAAAUCCAGCUGCAUCGAGAAGCACGAGGAGAAUCCUUCUAGGGGACAGCCGUGAGAUAAAAAAAAAAAGAAAAGAAAAAAAAAGUACACUCUCAAAGAAGAACGAAGAAAUGAAGGAGGGAAUGCAGUGAACGUUCUUUGAAGUAUUUGGUCCUGCAUCCAAGGAGAUUCGAGAACCAACCAACAUCGUUUAAAUUAUUUACAACCUUCUUGAGAGACUUAAUUUUCUUUUCGUAAAUCACAAGUAGAGCAAUUAAAGGAUAUUUAACCGUUGAGGAUCUGACGAUUGUUUAAUUGAAUUUAUCUGAAAAAUUGCUGCAGGUCUAAUUACGUUGAGCAUCUACGAAAAUCCUUGAAAAUCCGACUGCGUUUUGAAGACUCCGAAAUCAUUCGAUUUACUUUGAGGAGAGGAGCUUAUUCGAAUGUAUCUCGGAAAAUUGUGUAGACACACAACUUUUUACCGAGAAACGUAUCUUGAGAAAGACAUAUCUUGAGCCCUCCGUUUGAUCGAGGAGGGAGAUUGCACCGGAUAUUCGAUGCAUUACGUAACAUCCACAACAAACAGCCGCGAAAACAAAGGAGCCGCGAGGAAACGAGCUUCGGGCUUCGAUUGAUCACUCUCCUGUCGUUCGUCGACGUGAGAAAGAUCUUUCCGUUGCAGCGUCUCUCUCGGAGGAGAGGGCGAAGAGCGAAACGAGCGGCGGAAAGCGAAACGAUCUGACACGGCAAGACACCAAGACAACACAACACUGACGACGACGAAGUCGAAGACGACAACACGCCGCGAAGGUCGAACCCACGUGACACGACGUUUAGCCGGCGCUACCAAAUAUUGUGGCUGCGCGAUACAAUUCGUGACGUUUGGAAGACGUCAGACUUGAUACGUGAGACGCGUGGUCGCGUGUUGUGUCGAGGAACUCGAAGACGUAAUCGCUGCAAGCUGCGAUUCCUAAUCUCUCCAAUCGAACUUACGCGCGGAGGAUGACAAGCGCUUGUGAAGCGAAAAAGUGAGUGUUUUAUCACGAACGGGAGAUACUUAAAUGGUCCUCAAGUUUCUAUCUCACGGAUAAGGGACAUAAGCGGAGGCCGACGAAAAUGAAAAUGGCUCCCGCAGGGACACCUUCAUCAAAUGGAAGUUUGCCACCGCCUGUAGGGCCCACACUGACCGGCACGUCGUUUGCCAAUUAUAAAAGAACCUGGUGGAGGAGAGUAGCUCCCUGCUUGGCUUUUCUUGCCGCCUUUUCCACCGCCAUGGUUCUGCUUCUUGUCUGGAGCGAGGCUGCGGCUUUGAGGAGACAGGCGUUCGACGCGAACAUGACCAGAGAUUACGUGCUGGACAGCGUUUCGAUGGACAAUCCGCAAUUGGUGGCGUACAUACGGCAAGUGCAUCUGAAACCGACUACCCAUCAGGACCCGUUGAAUGCCAAUCAGACGUCAGAGGAGAAGUACGUGGCCUCCUUGUCGCAGGGAAAACGCGAGGGUAUCUACGCAGAGUACAUCAGCAGGAUAGGUGCGAUUUCCAGCACCGCUUGGUUGGAGUCUAAUCUGAACUGGCGCGGUGUCUUGAUACUUACCGAGCCCAAGAGCUUCUUCGAAGCGCAACGAAGUACCAGACACCCGCGAUCGAGGGUCCUCCAUGCCUGUCUCAGCACGGACACGGAUACCAAAGAGAUAAAGUACCAUCAGGAAUCGGAGGUCCAGGUCACCAAGCUAGGCGACGGUCCUAACAGCCUCGUGUCGUCGGACGACGGUUUUCCUACCACUAGACUCAAGUGCUUUCCUCUCUACAGCGUGCUGUUAGCGUACAAUGCCACGAUCUUGGAUUACUUAAGUCUUGACAGUCCUGACGCUCCCGAUGGUCAGGUACUCGACACCAUCCCGUGGGACAUCAUAAAAAUAUCGAUAUUGUCGAUACGAUGGAGUCCUCAUCACAGCGAGGCGGAGACAAAGAGCUUCCUCGACAAGAUGACCAGCCGGAGGUACAAGCUCGUACAUACGACAGACACUGGAAAGUCGAUUUUCUUGUACGACACUCUCCUUAAAAUUUGACUCAGGUUAUAGACUGGUCUGUAUACAUAUAUAUAUGUAUAAAAUAAUUUCAGCGACUCGAGAUAACCCACCUUACCUCUGAUCCAUUCUUAAUAUUUUAUUUUACUGCCUGGAAAUAUUUCUUUCAUUCGAAGCGCGAUAUCACGUAGAGGGAUAACUCGUUGCGAUAUCAAGAAUCCCAGAUGUAAUCAACCGCGAAAUUCGUUCUGCGCCGAAUUCCCCAGUUUGUUAGUCUCUUCCUGUCGCGAACAUCAUCAAGAAUAAAACACGUCGCUUUCACAAUUCAUAGAACAAUGUUUAUCCGCGACUUCACUGAUAACAAUCGUCGAUCGAAUCUCGAGGGACUAAUGAAUUCAAGAACUAUCGAAAGUACUACGAUCGUAUUUUGAGAAUUUCAACUGUUUAAAGAUGAGAGCCAAAACUAAGUAGUUGAAGAUUUAGGACUUUGAUUUUCAGACUAUUCGAGAAUUCCAAGUUCUAAAUUGAAGUUAAGAACAUUGGAAUCAAAUUUCGAACUGCCAACUUCAAGUGAUUUGAACUUGAGAUUUGAGCUUCAAAGUGUCUUAGAUCGAUCAUGUAACUUUUUUUUUAGAGC